CACAGAUAGCGCUUUCAGUAAUCAAUUACCAGCUUUGUAGUGAAUAAUGUUUCCGUUUCUUUCUUACUGGACUAAUUUUAAUUGCAAUUGAAAUAUAUUUACUACACGUUUCAAACAGUGUAAGUUAUUUUGAUCUGGUGUUUCUUUAGUGAACUGAAAAAUUUUACAUUUUGCUGUCGUCAAUAGGUGAAAGAGUUUGUCUAUUAUUACUUUGACUGUGCCAGCCAAGAAGAACCUCCCUUUUCAAGUGCAUAUGUCUUGCAAUCGAGAGAAAACGAUGCUGAUUGCACACCUGAGCAAUAUUUACCAACAUCGUCGAUACGUCAAAUCAAAAGAUGAUCACCAGUUGCUGGAAGCACUAUGUCCCGUCUCAAAUGACUGUGAGCCCUUUGCCCAGUAUCCUGACCCGAACAACACGCGCACGUCUAUCACCAAACAAGUUGUGCUCUGUGGUGCCAUAGCCGACAAACCCAAAAAUUGGAGGAAGCACAUUCGGGAUCUCGACCCUUCUAAUCCUAACAACAACGGUCUGCAAAACGAAGAUUUUAUUGGUCUGAAGGCUAAUGAUGCUAAAUCAAGGUUUCCCAAGUUGUACAACCGCCCAAACCGUACUGCCGAAGGUUGA
Molecule: messenger RNA, 625 nt
Organism: Daphnia pulex (common water flea)
Lineage: Eukaryota; Metazoa; Arthropoda; Branchiopoda; Diplostraca; Daphniidae
Product: cell cycle control protein 50A-like
Exons: 2
Coding region: 254-625 (123 amino acids)
Cellular component (GO): membrane
Source: RefSeq, a predicted model, not a curated record